AUGGCGACUGCCUCGCCCACGCCUAUAGGCAAUGGCCUUAUACGAAGAACAUCGCAAAGGCAAGCCCUUCGAAGGUUGCCUUCCCGCUCAACUGUGAAUCACAAUGAGAGCUCCUACGCUCCUACGAGUCAACCGCUUCCCAAUGGCUAUCACCCAAAACCACAACAAUUCCACGAUGAUAGCUCCGAGGACGAGAUCCCGGUACCUAUGAAGCUCAGUGCUCUCACCAAGGCGCUUCUCAAUGAUGGUGCUCCCGCAUCCACCGAGCGUCCUGUUUCACCUCCCCGAACGCGACGACGCACGAGCGCUCUGAACGCGUCGACUUCUUCCACCAGUGAGACCCGCCGACAUCGAAGAUCCGGAAGCGUACAACCACACGAUAGGUCUUCAAGACCAACCAGCCCGGCACAAGUACAAAGUCGAGAGAUCAGCCCAGUCAGAAAACGAGUUGUCAGAUUGAGCAACACUCCUCAAAGUCUUAACCAGAUGAAGCCUACUAAGCGACGCUCAACUUCUUUAUCUCGCUCAACUCGACAAUCUCGUCCCCUUAGCCGUCCUGAGAGCCGCGAUAUGUCUUCAGAUGAACGCUACGAUUCUAAACAGGAUUCGAAGGAUUCCAAGCAAGAUUCUCAAUUGGACGUGAAUACCCCAGCGCAGGGUGGACGCGUUGUGCGAAUUAACGCUGGUUCUCCCAGCAACAGGAGUCGCCUUGGCUCCACUGGCCCUUCUUCAGGGAGAUCUAUGGAUCGAUCUUUGGUGGACAGAUCUGUAAUCGAGGACAACGACCAACCCGAGGAGCCUGCCACAGUCGCAAGGAAUCCUCCCCCCUUCCACCAUGGCAGUGUUUCGAGAUAUCCUUCAACGACUACACGGACAAGGCCCGAAGAUAACGCUAAUCUGCAAAGCUCAAUGCGUGUCAAGCGCGUCAGCAAAGUUGCGGGUAGCUUUUUGAGUGGCCCAGCUCGAAGGGGUCGCCGAAGACAGAGUGAAGAAGAAGGCGAAGCAAACGCAGAUGGAGAUAUGAUCUUGUCCAGCCAAGAAGCUGAGAGCCAACCCGCCGACGACCACCAUGCUGCAUCAUAUUAUGGAGACAGUAUCCGUGACUUUAACUCGGGAAGCCCUGUUAGUGGACAAGCCGCUGCCAGAGCAAUUCACCGUCGCAAUGCUUCCAACAUAGACCUAAGACUUGGUGCCGCAAGGCAAUCUUCUAGGGAGACAUCCCCACGAGAAUCCACACCAGAGGUGCAAGUUUCUCAACCAAAACCUGAGCCUGAACAAGAGGAGGAGAUUCAUUACAAGCUUCCAGCCCAUCGACCAGAGCUGCCCUCGGGCCGUGAUCAAGAAAAUGAUGUCCAGGCGAGCCUCAAGAGAACGAAACCUUCUAUGGAUGCUAUUUUGGACAAGAUGCCGAAACGACCAAUGAGCGCCGAUCCAGCUCCUGUGAGAGCCGUCUCUCCCGAUAGGAAACCGCUUGCUUCAAUGGCACGAAAUACCCCUUUACGACAAGCUCCCCCACCACCUCCCAAGAUGUCUGUCCUUGAGGCUGCCACCGCCACUGCUGGUGCCGCUACAACCACACAAGCAAAGCAGCGUAGAAACAUUCUGCGAGUGAACGGUGUUGCUUAUACCCGUCUUGAUUGUCUUGGCCGAGGUGGUAGUGGAAAGGUGUAUCGAGUUGCUGCUGAAAACGGCAAGAUGUUCGCUCUCAAGCGUGUUUCCCUAGAAAACGCGGACGACUCAACUAUCAAGGGUUAUCUCGGCGAGAUUGACCUUCUGAAGAAAUUGGGUGAAGUGGAGAGAGUUAUCAAGUUGUUUGAUUGUGAGAUGAACACUGAGAAGCAGGUUCUUACUUUGCUUAUGGAGAUUGGAGAGCUGGAUUUCAACACCUUCUUGAGGAAGCGAUACAACCCCGAGGCAGCGAAGUUUGAUCCAGUUUUUGUGCGAUUCUAUUGGAAGGAGAUGCUUGAGUGUUUGCAAGCUGUCCAUCAGUGCGAUAUUGUCCACUCCGAUCUCAAGCCGGCCAACUUCGUUCUUGUCAAGGGUCAACUCAAGCUCAUCGAUUUCGGCAUUGCCAAUGCUAUUCAAACGGAUGAAACUGUCAACGUUCAUCGUGAGACUCAAGUAGGAACACCCAACUACAUGUCUCCUGAAUCUCUAAUGGACUCCAACAAUCCCCGAGGUGGCCGAGUCGCUGGCCGACCCAAGUUGAUGAAGCUGGGUAAGCCCAGUGAUAUCUGGUCUCUCGGCUGCAUCCUGUACCAGAUGGUCUACGGCCUACCGCCGUUUGGUCACAUCGCCAAUCAGAUGUCAAGGUGCCAGGCCAUUAUCAACUGGGAUCAUGAGAUUGAGUUUCCCUCGCGCGGCAUGGGAGGCAUGUCUGUUCCUCCUUCGCUUAUCCGCACUAUGAGACGUUGCCUCAACCGCGACCAUCACAUGCGCCCAACUUGCGAGGAGCUACUGCACGAGUCCGAUCCCUUCCUUUAUCCCGCUGAGCUUACCGACAAGGCUCUUCCCAUCGAUGAGGAGCUGCUUGGUAGAAUCAUUCAAAGUGUGGUGACGAGAUGCCGUGAGCGUAUGCCCACGGAGGCCGAGAGUUUGAGCGUCUGGCCACAGGCUUAUUGGGCCAGUGUUAAGAAAGCCAUGGCCGGCAGGAUGUGA
This is a messenger RNA of Fusarium coffeatum, 2658 nucleotides long. RefSeq lists its product as uncharacterized. NCBI's taxonomy places the organism in Eukaryota, Fungi, Ascomycota, Sordariomycetes, Hypocreales, Nectriaceae. The transcript has 2 exons. Gene Ontology annotation, biological process: protein localization to kinetochore; meiotic spindle assembly checkpoint signaling; peptidyl-serine phosphorylation. Gene Ontology annotation, molecular function: protein serine/threonine/tyrosine kinase activity; ATP binding; protein serine/threonine kinase activity. Gene Ontology annotation, cellular component: nucleus; spindle; kinetochore. Bases 1 to 2658 code for a protein of 885 amino acids. The record is from RefSeq and is a predicted model, not a curated record.